Messenger RNA from Xiphias gladius (swordfish), 3052 nucleotides. It is a transcript of the gene dus2, whose product is annotated as dihydrouridine synthase 2. The record is from RefSeq and is a predicted model, not a curated record. Gene Ontology annotation, biological process: tRNA dihydrouridine synthesis. Gene Ontology annotation, cellular component: cytoplasm. The transcript has 16 exons. Bases 172 to 1668 code for a protein of 498 amino acids. Lineage: Eukaryota; Metazoa; Chordata; Actinopteri; Istiophoriformes; Xiphiidae. Gene Ontology annotation, molecular function: flavin adenine dinucleotide binding; tRNA binding; tRNA dihydrouridine synthase activity.
GCGUCGUGCUGGUCUGUGCUGGUCUACGCGGAGCUGAUCUACAAUGCCGCGAUGACGCAGGAGUCCAAACAGGAAGUCUAAACGGAGCACGCUUCAUUUUUUUUCUGCCCCCACAUGAUCGCACGUUACAGCUGCUACUCAGCUUAAAUGCCGGAGGACUGAGUCGCCACGAUGGCAGCAGGCACCAGGCUGAGCUUCAGUAACAUCGCCGCCCUGGCUCCGAUGGUCCGGGUGGGGACUCUGCCCAUGAGGCUGCUGGCUCUGGACUACGGAGCCGAUGUGGUUUACUGCGAGGAGCUGAUCGACAUCAAAAUGGCCCAGUGUCAGAGGGUGGUGAACGAGGUGCUGCAGACGGUGGAUUUCGUCGCUCCAGACGACCGCGUGAUGUUCAGGACCUGUGAGAGGGAGAGGGACCGGGUCGUCUUCCAGAUGGGGACCGCUGACCCAGACAGAGCGCUGACCGUGGCCCGGCUCGUGGAGAAGGACGUGGCCGCUGUGGAUGUGAAUAUGGGCUGUCCGAAGGAAUACUCCACUAAGGGCGGGAUGGGGGCCGCUCUUCUGUCGGACCCUGACAAGAUCGAGGCGAUCCUCAGGAAGCUGGUCGCAGGAGUUUCCGUACCGGUGACGUGUAAGAUCCGAAUCCUGCCUUCGUUGGAGGAAACGGUCAGUCUGGUCCAGAGGAUCGAGAAGACCGGCGUCACCGCCGUCGCUGUCCACGGCAGGUUUAAGGAGGAGCGUCCCAGACACCCCGUCCACUGUGACUACAUCCAGGCCGUCGCUCAGGCCGUUUCCAUCCCCGUCAUCGCCAACGGCGGCUCUCUGGAUCUGGUGAAGAGCAACGCCGACAUCGAGGAGUUCAGGAAGGCGACGGGCGCCUCGUCGGUCAUGCUGGCUCGCGCCGCCAUGUGGAAUGCGUCGGUCUUCAGCAGCCAGGGACCACUUCCUGUGGAGAGGGUCAUGGAGGAAUACCUCAAAUAUGCAAUCCGGUACGACAACCACGCCUUCAACACAAAGUACUGUCUGUGUCAGAUGCUGAGAGACAAGGUGGAGUCUCCUCUGGGGAAGCAGGUGCAGGCGGCUCAGACCAAUGCUGAGAUCAGCGAGGCGUACGGGCUGCGGGAGUUUUUCCAGCAGACUCAGGAGCAGCUGCGGUCCAGGAGAGACGCCCUGCAGAGCGGCAGCCAGCCGGACCGACCCGUCCUGGACGGAGACGUCACCACCAUGGCCGUCAAGUUUGAACGGAGGGAGUAUCCUCCUCAGAUCACACCGAAGAUGUUCCUGCUGGAGUGGAGCCGCAGAGAGAAACUGGAGCAGCCGCUGUACGAGACGGUGCAGCGCUCGCAGGACCGAGCCUUUCAGUCGACUGUGACCGUGGGAGAGAAGAAAUACAGAUCUUCACUGUGGGAGAAGUCGAAGAAAUUUGCAGAGCAAGCGGCCGCCAUCGUCUGCCUGCGAGUUCUGGGGAUACCGGAGGGUCGCAUCGGCGAGGAAGACUCCGGCCUGGUCUGCAAGAGGAAGAGGGAGGGGAAGACGAACGGCGCCACGGAGGAGGAAGGAAGCAGGAAGCGACAUGUAGCCGAUAUCCACCAGGAAACAGAAACCUCAGAGAGCCCAGUGGUGGCAAACGGUGACCAUCACAAACCGGACACACCUCCGGAACAACCGUAGAUCACUUCCUGUUAGGACGUCUAAGAUAUCUGAAAAACAAACACUAAAUUUAGGUAAUCUGCUCUUAAACCCAACCGGCAGCUGCUCGAUUCUGCCUUUUUUUACUUUCAUCGCUUCAUUUAAAGCAGUUUUUUUGGGGGGGGAGGGUCUGCCCAGUGCAAAUGCAGUCUUCCGCUGGACCCUCUGGGAGAGAGUUCAUCCCUCCUAAUUUUCCAAAAAUAGCAAGAUGCAUGAAAUCCCUGUUUUACCCCGAAGAGGUCCUGAUGUGGAUUUGCAGCCAGCAGGGGGCAGUGCCGAACUCUCAGAUUACAGUGUCAUCAUCUCAGUUUUUAUUUCACAGAAAAACGUGUUUGAAUUUUAACCCUGGUGCCUUACAGAGCAGCUUCUGUUGUUGUUGUUUUUUUGUUUCUUUCAAUCCUGACUUUUGGAUGGGCCUUAAACUCCUCAUUUGUCUCCUGACUUCAUCCUUUAGUCUCUGCUGAAGACGCCUGAUGUUGGAUUUAAUGAGUUUGUCUCUCUGUCGUCAUCGCCGCUCACUUAUGGUGCCAGAUGUUUUGUAUUGUGAUUUCAUCCUCCUCCGUUUUUCGUUUUGUUAAAGUUUUGAGGUGAUAAAUCUUCCAGAUCCUCCGGACAGUGCUGGUUUCGUUUUCCCGGGAUAAGCCGGGUACCAUUUUAUCUUUUUAUUUUCACGUAGAUUUACAGAAAGGACUAAAACCACCAGUGGAUUUCUCCCACUAACAGAUGCUGUCAGCGCAGCUGCAGCCUCAUGAAGCUGAUUCCUCACCGCAAACUCUUAAAACCAAAAAAACCAGCCCGAGUGCUGCGUUCAGGCAACACGUUCCUUCACUAUGAGGAACCAGGCCGGUGAGAAGAUGUUGAUAGAAGGAUAAACAACCACCGGGCUUGUCCUUGGCUUUAUGUUCAAUAAGACUUGAAGUCCUGAGUUGAACCUGAGGGAUGGAGUUACCCGCCACUGGCGUCAUCACCGGGCUGAGUGAUGGUGCCUUCAUGGGCACCGGGAAAUGCAGCACUCACGAUACAGUUGUGGGCACGGAGAGGAACCCACAGAGCCGUACUGCAGCACUGUGUGAAACCAUGCGUCGCAUGCAACUCUUGAAAUCGCAGGAGGAUUCAAAUUAAAGUCAUCGCCGUUAAAACCCAGCAGAGGGCUUAAAAAUUACAGACCAAUUUUUGGGUCGGGGAUUAGUUUUGUUUUUGUCGUUUCUCCACAAGCCUCGGUGCGAACAUGCCAAAGCAAAGCGCGACCGGUAAAACUUUGCUGAUCUCAUGCAGGAAAUGAAAGUGUGACAGCAGCAGAAGGAAGUACACAGACAUAAUAAUUCUGUUUCUUUAUUCUGUCUUUAAAUGAUGAAUUAAAAAUUGA